Messenger RNA from Xyrauchen texanus (razorback sucker), 1794 nucleotides. RefSeq lists its product as uncharacterized. Bases 206 to 913 code for a protein of 235 amino acids. The record is from RefSeq and is a predicted model, not a curated record. NCBI's taxonomy places the organism in Eukaryota, Metazoa, Chordata, Actinopteri, Cypriniformes, Catostomidae. The transcript has 5 exons.
ACCUCCUGCUUAGUACUAUAUAUUAUAUAUACUCUAUAUACUAUAUUUUUAUUUAUUUCAUUUUCAGCCUGUUAUGUGUGUGUUUUGAGGAGUGUCAUAUUAAUAAAGAUCUGUUCUGGCUAGGUACCUUGGCUCUCAAUUCUUGGGACACGGAAAAGCUGUCGACCUGUUUUAUCACAUCAAAGAAUGUGUUGCAAAACUGAAUAUGAGGCAGCUUCUCUCCAUCAAUAUGGACGGCCCAAAUGUCAACUUGAAGCUUGCAGACCUCCUCCAGACUGAGCAUGCUGAGCUGUAUGGUGCUCAUCUGGUUAAUGUUGGAAGCUGUGGGCUUCACACCCUCCACAAUGCACUGAAGGCAGGCUUUACCAUGUGGCAGAUGGACAAGCUCCUUCGAGCACUCCACUACCUCUUUCAUAAUGUUCCAGCUAGGAGGGAAGAUUUUACUGUUUUGACUGGGUCCACCUCCUUUCCGCUACCAUUCUGUGGCCACAGGUGGAUUGAAAAUGUCCCCGUGGCAGAGAGGGCAGUUCAAGUGUGGCCAAUGGUCAUGAUGUACGUAGAUACUGUUAAGCAGAAGCUUCCAAACCCCAGUACUGCCUCUUACGACACCAUUGAGGCAGCACAAGCGGAUCCCCUCAUGAUUGCCAAGCUCCAGUUCUUCCUGGCAAUAUCCAGGACCUUUAGCCUCUUCCUGACCAACUAUCAAACUGAUGAGCCAGUUCUGCCCUUCUUUGCCAAAGAUUUGAGUGAGCUGCUAAAGAGUCUCCUGCGGCGGUUUGUAAAGCAAGAGCUCCUGCAAGAUGCCACUUCCCUGAGGGUGACCAAAAUUGACGUUGCUGAUGAAGUGAAUAGGGUAUCCUACAAGAAUGUUGACAUAGGACUGGGUGCUGAAUCUGCCAUCAAGGUGAUGUAAUCAUACAACAGUUCCAGAGCUUUCUCUCUCUUGAGGCGAGAGAUGAGAGAUUCUCCUCCUUCCAGCCACUGAAGGAGCGACUUGGGGCAGUGGUGGCUCAGUGGUUGAGGCUCAGGGUUACUGACCAGAAGGUCGGGGGUUCAAGCCCCAGCACCACCAAGAUGCCACUGUUGGGCCCUUGAGCAAGGCACUUAACUCCAGGUUGCUCUGGGGGAUUGUCCCUGUAAUAAGUGCACUGUAAGUCGCUUUGGAUAAAAGCGUCUGCCAAAUGCAUAAAUGUAAAUGUAAAUGUCUUCCUGCAUUCAGCCCUCAGCAAGUCUUAUCCAGAGCUAUAUAAGUUUUCUCAGAGCCUUCUACUUUUGUCCCACGGACAAGCCAUGGUGGAAAGAGGGUUUUCCAUCAACAAGGAGGUUGAAACAUGCAACAUCCUUGAAAAGUCGAUGGAAGCUUUGAGGCUGAUAUGUGACAAGAUCAGUGUCUGUGGGGGUGUAUUGAAGGUACCUCUCACAAAGGAGCUCAUGGCUUCAGUAGCCUGUGCAAGGUCAAGGUACAGGAGUUACCUGGAAGAUGAACGGAAGAAGAAACAGAGUUCCACACAGGACCUCAAACGAAAAGCAGUGCAAGAGGAGAUAGAAGACCUGAAAAGGAAACGAACGGUUCUGACAGAGGUGUGCGACUCCUUCCAAACAGAUGCUGAUAAGUUAGCCGAGCAGGCAGAGGGGAAAUCUGGGACAUUAAUGGCACAACUGAUCACGAAGUCCAACAUCCUCAGAAGACGUAGUAAAGAAAAACGGAACGAAUUGGUCCAAACUGAGAAGCUGCUGGGAACAAAAUCAGAAGAACUGAGGCACAUGUCAGCAUGAUUGUUGUUGAGGGUGGAG